This is a messenger RNA of Podarcis muralis (Common wall lizard), 3077 nucleotides long. The record is from RefSeq and is a predicted model, not a curated record. Lineage: Eukaryota; Metazoa; Chordata; Lepidosauria; Squamata; Lacertidae.
AUGAAGGUGCAGGACACAGUGGAAUUAGCUUUAUUUUUUGAUGCAGAAUGCAACUAUUUUUAUAGUGUAGUGACAAAGAAUUACCAGCACAUCUUAGCCUUGGCGUAUGCAGUAAAGGAGAUAAAUGAAAACUCUCAGAUACUACCGAAUGUCACUUUGGGCUUCCACAUCUAUGACAGCUAUUUCAAUUCUAAGAAGACCUAUCAUGCCACAAUGCUACUUAUGUCCACACCAGAGAGGUUUGCUCCCAACUACAUAUGUGGCAUCCAAAGUAAUCUAACAGCAGUGAUCGGGGGACUGGACUACCGAAUUUCUGGUCUUGUGGCAGAUAUCUUGCAUAUAUAUAAGGUUCCACAGCUUCUCUAUGGCUCUGCUCCAGAGAUGGAAGAUAAAACCACAGGAGCUUCCUUCUACAAAAUGACCCCUGAGGAGACCCUUCAGUACACAGGGAUUCUUUCUUUAUUACUGCAUUUCAGGUGGACAUGGAUUGGAAUCGCUGCAAUGGAUAAUGAUAAUGGAGAAAGAUUUCUGCAAAUUGCAGUUCCACUGUUUUCCCAGAAUGGUAUAUGUUUUGCCUCCAUUGAAAGAGUUCCUAUGAAAAUUGCACUCACUGAAUUUAAUGACCUGCUAACAUGGGGAGCAAAAAUACGUGACAAACUCAUGGAUAGCAAAACCAAUGUAGUAGUGUUCUAUGGAGAGUGUAACUCCAUGGUAUAUUUAAGAUGGCUCCCAUAUUUAUCGGAACAGAAAAAUGCAACAAAUUUACUAAGUGGUAAAGUGUGGAUUAUGACAGCCCAGAUGGAACUCACAUCAUUUCUCUAUCAAAGAGACUGGGACACAGAAAUAAUCCAUGGUUCUCUCGCCUUCACAAUUCACAGCAGUGAACUACCAGAAUUCAAACCAUAUAUUGAGAGCAAAAAUCCUUCUAGCACAGAAGGUGAUGGUUUUAUCAGGGACUUCUGGCAGCAGGCCUUUGCCUGUGUAUUCCCAAACACUGAGGCAGAUGGGAAUAUUUGCACAGGGGAAGAGAAUAUUGACAGUCUUCCGACACCAUUUUUUGAAACAAGCAUAACUGGUCACAGCUACAACAUCUACAAUGCUGUCCAUGCUGUGGCCCAUGCUUUACAUGCCAUGACCUCAUACAGAGUCAAAUACAGCAAAAGAGCACAGGAGGGACGACUGAAGCCUCAGAAACAACAGAUGUGGCAGCUCCAUCAUUUUUUGAGACGUGUUUCAUUUAACAACAGUGCUGGUGACAAAAUUGUUUUUGAUCAUAAUGGGCAGUUACUAGCUGGAUUUGAUUUUAUCAACUGGAUUGUUUCCUCAAACCAAACCUUUCACAGGGUGCAAGUGGGGAGUGUGGAUCCAGAGGCUGUUCCAGACAAAGCCUUCACCAUCAAUGAAGAUGCCAUAACCUGGAACAACUGGUUUAACCAAGCACAGCCACUUUCUGUAUGUUGUGAGAGUUGCCACCCUGGUUCAAGCAAGAAAGUGAAGGAGGGAGGGCCAUUUUGCUGCUAUGAUUGCAUACCUUGUCCAGAAGGGAAGAUUUCAGACCAAGAGGAUAUGAAUGACUGUAAUAAAUGCACAGAUGAAAAGUACCCAAGCAAGAAUCAAGAUAAAUGCAUUCCCAAGAUUGUAACUUUCUUGUCUUAUGAAGAACCUUUGGGGCUCAGUCUAGGCUGCAUUGCUCUUUCCUUUUCUUUGAUAACAGCUCUGGUGCUGGGGACAUUUAUGAAGCACCAUGGCACUCCCAUCGUCAUUGCCAACAACAGGGACCUCACCUACACUCUCCUCGUCUCCCUCCUGCUCUGCUUCCUUUCUGCAUUCCUAUUCAUUGGUCAGCCUCAGAAGCUGACGUGUCUCCUCCAACAAGCUGUUUUUGGCAUCAUCUUCUCGGUGGCUGUUUCUUGUGUGCUGGCCAAAACUGUCACAGUGGUAUUGGCUUUCAUGGCCACCAAACCAGGUUCCAGAAUGAGAAAGUGGGUGAGGAAAAGUCUGAGCAACUCUAUUGUUCUUUUUUGUUCCCUUAUGCAGGCUGGAAUCUCUACCACAUGGUUGGCAACCUUUCCCCCCUUCCCAGAUGUGGACAUGCACUCUGUGACUGAAGAAGUUGUCCUGGAAUGUAAUGCAGGGUCUGUAACCAUGUUUUACAUUGUCCUGGGCUACAUGGGCUUCCUGGCAAUUGCCAGCUUCACUGUGGCUUUCUUUGCCAGGAAACUACCGGAUAGUUUCAAUGAAGCCAAGUUCAUCACUUUCAGCAUGUUGGUCUUCUGCAGUGUGUGGGUAUCCUUUAUUCCAGCUUAUAUAAGCUCUAAGGGCAAAUACAUGGUUGCUGUGGAGAUCUUCGCUAUCUUAGCCUCCAGUGGUGGUCUUCUGGGUUGCAUCUAUCUUCCAAAAUGCUAUCUUAUUGUGUUGAGGCCUGAGCUGAACAACAGGGAACAUCUAAUAAGGAGAAAAUUGUGAAGAUUCUUAUGAAGAGGAAAGUGGUGUCCAUUGAGCUUUUAGCAGCUUUUCUUGAAAUUCAGAAGCCCUUAUAUAGAGUUUGGAAUUCUGUGUUCAUCAUAGAUGGACAAAUCUUCCCGUUUUUUGAAGGACAGCCAUUCAUAAAUAUAUGUUCCAUGUCAUUCUUUCUAAAUGCAAUAUUUUUUCUCAAUCUCUGUGAUUAUGUUCACUCAUUAGUUAUAUUUUUUAAACAGAAACUUCAUGGCUGGGGAGGGUUCUGAUUUGCACUAUAACAAAGCUGGAGUAAAUUAGUUUCCAAGCACUAUAUCCCUAGUUUUUAUUGCUCCAAUCCCACUCAGGUUUCAUGCAACAUGAAGGAAUUUAGAGGUGCUCUGCUGCAUGUUUCCCCUCUUUGGUCAGGUAUCAAUAAAUUCAGUAAACAGCACUGAAGAAAACAAAGCAGUAGACUGCAAUGUGUAAAUGUGGGAUAUAAGUUCCUUUUCACCCCGCCACUGUUCUACCAAAUCUAUAGAAACCCAUUUCCACCCGCCCCCCCUCCACCAUAUAUUUUAACUUGAAUGAAUGAAUCUUUAUUUGUGUCAGCCAUCAGCCAUAACAAUAAAACAACAAUA